CGUCAGCAAAAAACUUUUAUGAUCACAUCAACGAGAGUUUUGGCGCCUAUAUUUUCGUUCCUCACUCUGUUCGUCCCUUCCGUUUCAUUUGUGGUGUUUGGUUCAUCCCAACAGAAGACUGCGAAACUAAAGAUGGCGGUUGCUAACGAAACAAUGAUGGACUGUCUUGAACCCCAGGUGCGCAACAGUGUGGCAUGAUUUAGAUUCUCGCAUCUUUGGAAAAUUGUUAAUAUUUGAUACAUCGAAUUCGGAACUGACUCAAUAUUUCUCAUGAUCACCCUCUUCUUCAUUACAACGAAUUGUUUUUCUUUCCAAAACAAUCCGCAUAAAAAACAAUGGAUUCUGAACUAUUUCUUAUCGAUUACUAUUUUGAUAUCAUCUAGGGAGAAUCGGCCUAUCUUUAUUUGGCCGACGGGUCCAAUCCUAUCGAAGCCCGAUCUUUCGGAGCGCCCGUUUCGGUCUCGGGUGAAGUCGUUUUUAACACCGGAAUGGUGGGAUAUCCAGAGGCUUUGACCGAUCCAAGUUACCGGGGGCAAAUUUUGGUCCUGACUUACCCUUUGGUUGGAAACUAUGGCGUGCCUGACGAAUCCAUCGAGGACGAAUAUGGCUUACCAAAAUUCUUCGAAAGUAAGGAGAUCCACAUUGCUGGUUUGGUUGUAUCCAGCUAUUCAUGGAAGCACUCUCACUGGGCCGCUCAGAAAUCGCUAGCAACGUGGUUGAAGGAAAACAAUAUUCCUGGUAUAUGCGGUGUUGAUACUAGAGAGUUGACAAAGAACCUGAGAGAACACGGUUCUAUUUUGGGAAGAGUGGAAGUGGUGAGUACUACCAUUAGUGUAAUAGUUGAUUUCGACUUUUUUUUCUCUGGUUCUCUGAUCAAAAGCUCACGCAAAUAAUAUUGCACUUACGACCAAUACGUUACGUGGUUGUUUCUUAUUCAUUCAGAAAACCAGUGAAAGCGAUGACGACUUUGGCCGCCCGAGCUCACCAACUAUGUUUGAAGAUCCAAACAAGCGCAACCUUGUCGCUGAAGUUUCAACCAAAGAAGUUGUCGUCUAUGGAAAAGGGAACUCACCGAAGAUCAUUGCUUACGAUUGCGGAAUGAAAUUCAAUAUCAUUCGCUAUCUCGUUGACACACACAAUGUUGAACUCACUGUAGUUCCCUUCAAUUAUGAUCUCGAAGCGAACUCUGACAACGUUGAGUGGGAAGGCCUCUUCCUUUCAAAUGGUCCUGGUGACCCAACUAUGUGUCCCGAGACAGUCAAGUCAAUCAAAUAUGCCCUCAAGUUAGAACCACCCAAGCCUAUUUUCGGUAUUUGUCUUGGAAGUCAACUGUUGUCAUUGGCUGCAGGUGCGAAAACGUACAAAUUGAAGUAUGGAAAUCGCGGCAUGAAUCAACCUUGCAUUGACUUAAGAACUGGCCGAUGCUACAUUACGCCCCAGAAUCAUGGAUUUGCCGUUGAUUCCAAGUCGCUUCCGCCAUUGUGGAAGCCUCUUUUCCUAAAUGCGAACGACUUGACUAAUGAGGGCAUUGUACAUACAACGAAACCGUUUUUCAGUGUACAGUUUCAUCCAGAAGCAAGUGGUGGACCUUGUGACACGGCGUUUUUGUUCGAAAAAUUUGUAGGAGAAACACGAGGCGAGUCACAGCCAUUAAUCUUACAAAAUGGUUUGAGCUAUGAACGAAAGACGUACAAAAAAGUUUUACUCGUUGGUAGUGGUGGUUUAUCUAUUGGACAAGCUGGAGAAUUCGACUAUUCCGGAAGUCAGUGCAUCAAGGCGUUGAAGGAAGAAGAUAUUGAAGUGAUUUUGAUCAAUCCCAAUAUUGCGACUGUUCAGACGUCUCAAGAAAAAGAAGAAGCAGCUCGUAUGGCUGACAGAGUCUAUUUUCUUCCGAUUCGUCCGAAUGUUGUCAUGGACAUCAUUCGGAAAGAAAAACCCGAUGGUAUUAUUGUCAGUAUGGGAGGGCAGACAGCAUUGAAUGUAGGAGUUGAGCUUUGGCGAAGUGGCGAGCUUCAAAAGGCUGGAGUUGAAAUUUUGGGGACUCAAAUUCCAGUAAUUGAAGCAACUGAAGACAGAGAGAUUUUUAGCGACAAAUUGAAAGAAAUCGGGGAAACGAUCGCUCUGUCUUACAGUGCGACCGAUAUUCCGACGGCUAAAGAGGCGGCCAACAAGAUCGGGUAUCCGGUUCUUAUUCGAGCAGCCUACGCACUCGGUGGGUUAGGCUCGGGUUUCGCUGCCAAUGACGAGGAACUCGAAGCGAUGGCUGCUAAGGCAUUUACAACGUCAGACCAGAUCCUCAUUGACCAAGACUUGCGAGGCUGGAAAGAGCUCGAAUACGAAGUCGUCCGAGAUAACAGUGAUAACUGCAUCACGGUUUGCAACAUGGAGAACUUUGAUCCUCUUGGAAUUCACACGGGAGAUUCGAUAGUAGUCGCGCCUUCUCAAACUUUGACGAAUAGAGAAUAUUUCAUGCUGAGAAGAACCGCCCUCAAGGUAGUCCGUCAUUUAGGUAUUGUUGGAGAGUGCAACAUUCAGUAUGCGCUUCACCCUGAAAGCGAACGCUACUGCAUCAUAGAGGUAAAUGCGCGUCUUUCUCGUUCAUCUGCCCUCGCAUCGAAAGCAACAGGUUAUCCGUUAGCAUAUGUAGCCACAAAGUUGUCUCUUGGAAAGAAUCUUGUUCAAAUCAAGAACUCUAUCACAAAAACAACCACAGCGUGCUUCGAACCAAGUCUUGACUACUGUGUCUUGAAAAUGCCUCGCUGGGAUUUGAAGAAAUUCAACCGCGUUAGCAAUAGACUGGGUUCUUCCAUGCUUAGUGUGGGAGAAGUCAUGGCAAUUGGUCGCACCUUCGAGGAGGUAAUCCAAAAAGCCUGUAGAAUGGUGAACCCCAAUCUUGCUGGUCUUGAUGGGGAAGAUUCCAAAAUCGUUGAUAGCAGUGCUGACUUAGAAGAAAAGCUACGCAUCCCAACCGACGAGCGUCUAUUCGCAGUGCAGUUGGCACUUGAGCGAGGAUGGUCUGUUGAGAAAAUUUUUGGACUUACAAAGAUUGAUCCUUGGUUCUUGUCCAAACUCUAUAACAUUGCAAGCAUGAGGAAAGCAUGCAAGCAUGCUGGCAGUCUCGAUGAACUUGUGAAGACGAACCCUCGGGAACGGCUUCGAAAAUUGAAAAUGGCUGGUUUUAGUGAUCGACAGAUUGCGAUGUACGUUGGACUUCCGGAAACUCGGGAAGGGGAACAAAAAGUUAGGGAUUUGAGAAAGAAGUUCGGAGUCAUCCCUGUAGUGAAGCAGAUUGAUACUCUUGCGGCUGAAUUCCCUGCCCAGACAAAUUACCUGUACAUGACAUAUUCUGGAGAGAAAGACGACGUAGAUACCGUUGAAUCAAGUGAGGAGCAUAUUUCACCCUCAUACCGAUCAGAUAUUCUUGCCAGAUCAGAUUCUCCUGCAUUAGACUCACCAUCCUUCAUGCGCAGAGCUCGAACCCUUUCUACUGGCCAAACUGUGAAAAACUUACUGACGGCCAAAGAGCGAGGGGUAAUUGUUCUAGGAUGUGGAGCUUACUGCAUCGGAUCCAGUGUCGAGUUUGAUUGGUGUGCUGUAUCCUGCAUUCGACAAUUGCGUCGCGAUGGGUUCAAAAGUAUCAUCAUUAAUUACAACCCCGAGACAGUGAGCACAGACUAUGACGAGUCGGAACGCUUGUACUUCGAGGAACUCAGUCUUGAACGAGUCAUGGAUAUCUAUGAACGUGAAAAUCCUGUUGGAGUUGUCGUGUCUGUUGGAGGACAAAUUCCGAACAACCUCUCAGGGCCUCUUCGAGAUAGUGGUGCCAAUAUCCUCGGAACUGAUGCCAAUGAUAUUGAGCGUGCCGAAGAUAGGUUCCAGUUCUCGAAAAUGCUUGACAACAUGAACAUUGGACAACCCGAGUGGUCGGUGCUCAAGUCAAAACAAGAAGCAAUUGACUUUUCCAACAAGGUUGGGUUCCCUGUUCUGGUCCGACCCAGUUUUGUUCUAUCCGGUGCGGCUAUGCGUGUUGCCUCCACAGAAUCUCAGCUGACAAACUUUCUUGAGCUUGCAGAGGAUGUUUCGGGAGACAAACCUGUGGUUGUUACUAAAUUUGUUGAAGGAGCAAAAGAAAUCGAAUUCGAUGCUGUGGCUAAUCGUGGAGAAAUUUUGAACUAUGCUAUCGGAGAACAUUUGGAAAACGCUGGUGUUCAUAGUGGGGAUGCCACAGUUGUUCUUCCCGCUCAGAAGCUUUACGUCAAGACAAUCAAACAUGUCAAGCGUUACGCAUCAUCCAUCGCCAAGGCCUUGAGAAUUACUGGUCCGUUCAAUAUUCAAUUCAUGGCCAAAGGUAACCAAGUGCAAGUCAUCGAGUGUAACUUGCGUGCAAGUCGGACCUUCCCUUUUGUUAGUAAGACUUUCAACCAUAAUUUCAUCGCUCUUGCUACGAAGGCGAUGACCAGCAUGGAGGUAGAACCGUACAAAUUUUCCUUGUUGGACAUUGAUUAUGUUUGCGUGAAAGCUCCAAUGUUCUCGUUUACUCGUCUCCGUGGUGCCGAUCCGUCGCUUGGUGUAGAGAUGGCAUCCACCGGAGAGGUUGCUUGUUUCGGAGAAACUCAAAACGAGGCAUUCAUGCAGAGUUUGCUAUCCACAACUUUCAAGUUACCGACAAACAAACACUCCAUUCUUCUGUCUAUCGCAACAUCAGAGAAAAGGUUUGAGUUUGCUGAAUCUCUCAUAGCUCUCCAAAAGUUGGGUAAAUACACUCUUUAUGGGACACCGGGAACGUCUCAAUAUUACAAAGAAAAGUAUAAUAUUGAUCUAAAGGUUGUUACAAAACCUGCGGGUGAAUCCGAUGAUGGUCCAGGAACUGCGCUCCACGAAAUUAAAGAGGGAAACAUUGACCUGGUCAUCAAUAUCAGCGAUGGAACCGGUCGAAAAGAUGAGCUCACGGCAGGAUAUUUGAUUCGUCGUGCUUCUGUUGAUUUUGGAACAAGUUUGAUCACCAACGUAAAGUGCGCUGUUGAAUUGGUCACCUGUCUGGAACGCGGCAUGGACAAGAAGGAUGCAUUCGAACCAAGACAUAUCGGAGAGUAUUACAAGAUUCCUUCUGUUGGUUGGACGUUAGACCAAUAAAAAUUGAUACUCACCACCAGUGAAUGUACUAAGCGCAUCAAAGUAAUGAAAUACCUGCAUUUUG
Pseudo-nitzschia multistriata is the source of this 5197-nucleotide messenger RNA. The record is from the annotation of a GenBank genome assembly. NCBI's taxonomy places the organism in Eukaryota, Bacillariophyta, Bacillariophyceae, Bacillariales, Bacillariaceae.